Messenger RNA from Scophthalmus maximus (turbot), 1823 nucleotides. Its product is annotated as complement C1q subcomponent subunit B. Gene Ontology annotation, molecular function: protein binding. The transcript is spliced from 5 exons. The record is from RefSeq and is a predicted model, not a curated record. Bases 188 to 928 code for a protein of 246 amino acids. NCBI's taxonomy places the organism in Eukaryota, Metazoa, Chordata, Actinopteri, Pleuronectiformes, Scophthalmidae.
UGACACAGCAGCGAUCUCGCUCUCUUUUCACUUCCCUUUUUGUUUUCUGCUGCAGUCGCUGUGAAGCAGGACGACUCUCUUCAUCCUCAGCUCUUCACCUCCGCUCUUCAUCCUCAGCUCUUCAUCCUCAGCUCUUCAUCAUCAGCUCUUCACUCGACCGCAGGACGAGACGCUGCGUUACCUGCAAAUGGGGCUGGAUACGUGUUUCUGUGCUCAGGCCCCCAAGUGGCUGAGCUGCGGUACUGCGGCGUUGUUGCUCCUGGUCCACGUCGCCCCGGUCGCCACGCAGACGUGCGGCGGGAUUCCUGGGAUACCGGGAAGUCAUGGGCCCAACGGCAGCGACGGUGCCAAAGGAGAGAAGGGAGACGCAGGCGAGUCAGGCCAACCUGUCAGGGGCCAGAAGGGGGGGGCAGGUCUGCGUGGCCCCCCCGGCCGGCCCGGGAUGAAGGGGGAUGUGGGUCUGCCGGGGGCCAACGGAGUCCCAGGCAAGCUGGGGGAGAAGGGGAGACCCUUCCUCUCCUCCGGCCAGGUGAACCCCUUCUUCUCCCGGAAACGGCUGAUUCCUCAAAUACCAGAGGUCGACACGAACAUCGAAUUCAACAGGGAGAUUUCGUCCGACCUGGAUCAACAGUUUCAAGGGGUCACGCUGACAAACGGCACGUUCGCGUGCGUCGUCAAGGGCGUCUACUUCUUCAGCUACCACGUGUCGGCGAGGAGCAGAGUGUGUCUGAAGCUGUUGAAGGGCGCCGACGUCCACAUGACGCUGUGCGACAUCUCUGACGGUUUCCUGGUCACGUCCGGCUCGGCGGUGCUGGAGCUGGAGGUCGGGGACACGGUCGCGCUGCAGGCGACCAGGUACAACAGCCUGACGAGCCAGAGCAGCACCAGCCACACCUUCACCGGCUUCCUGGUCUUCUCCACGGCCUAGAGGCCACGCGGUCACACUUGACCGUGACUACGGAAGAGCAUUAGGGCCAAUCAUGAGACAAUAAAAGGAAGAGAUUUUUCGAGAAUAAAGUUGAAAUGUCGAGAAUAAAGUUGAAAUACUUUUUCGAGAAUAAAGUUGAAAGUUGUGACCCGGAAGCACUUUUCAGCACCAAAACGACCGGAUGUUGAUUUUUGUUAGCCAGUUUGCUAGCUGCUAACGCUAGCUGCUAACCAAGUCGUAAAGUUGCGAUAUUAUUACUGACAGGCUGAAUCUGGAAGAAACAACGCGGCGACAACGGGUGUUUGCAACAUGAACGUCGACGUGUGUCCCGACACGAUAACGUUCAAUUCUAAACAACUGCUAAUGAAUUUCGAGAGGCGCGCAGUUAGCUUCGCUAGCGUAGCUUUGCUAACGUUAGUUAACGUGGAUGUGUGACAGCUGAACUGGAACCACAACUCGGACGUUUAGGGACAUUUCAACUUUAAUCUCCACAUUUAGACUUUAUCGUCGAAAUGUUAAAUAAAUAAAAAUAAUUAAUUAAAAAGGAAAAUCUCCCCCCUCAUUCUUCUUAUGCCUGGCCCUAAUACUCUUCGGUUCUUAACAGCACAAACACCAGCAAACCGAUAAAGGUUUUUUCUCACGCCGCACGUUUUAGCCCAUCACACAGUUACAGAGUAAUAUAGUAGUUUCAAUUACUGAUGUGCAUUUUCCAAACACAUAAUAUUUCAUGCUGAAUUCCAGCCUUUCACACGCUUUGUUCAGAUUCGUUUUCAGUUCAUUUUAAAGGUUGCCAGUUAACGCAACCUUCAGAAAUGAAAUCUGCUGUUGUCUCUGUACUGGCCGACGUACUCUUCUUUCAUUUUAACACUCUCAACAUUAAACAGCUAAAACUACA